UAAAAAAACUAUUUAUGAAAAUGGUGUUAAAUGCGAUGAAAAUAUUGUGUGGUUUGAUUUUAUUGUUCCAAUUGGUUGUUAUUAAGUUGGCAACGUGCUCCACAUUAGAUUUGUACAAAAAUGCUCGGCUCGGCACGAGGAUCGUGCAGACACGAUACGGUCGACUGCAAGGGCUCAUCUUGCCAUUAGAUAGCUAUAAAUUUUUACGUCCGAUCGAAGCAUUUUUGGGCGUACCGUAUGCGACUCCACCGAUUCAAUCCAACAGAUUUAGUCCAACACGCGCACCGUCACCGUGGAAUGGAAUUCGAAUAUCCGAUAAAUUUAGUCCCGUCUGUCCGCAACGCCUACCAAACAUACAAAACGAAACGGGUGCAUUGGAAAAAAUGCCAAAAGGUCGUCUGGAGUACUUAAAACGAUUAUUGCCAUUUCUGCAAAAUCAGUCCGAAGAUUGCCUCUACCUCAAUAUCUUCUCUCCAGCUCAUGCUGCUGUGACGGAUAAAAAGUUGCCGGUGCUUGUGUUUUUGCAUGGUGAAUCGUUUGAGUGGAACAGCGGAAAUCCGUACGAUGGUACCGUUUUGGCAAGCUACAGCGAAAUCGUCGUUGUAACAUUAAAUUAUCGAUUAGGCAUAUUAGGUUUCCUCAAUGCAAAUCCAAGUCCUCAAAUAAGAGCACGAGUCGCGAACUAUGGCCUAAUGGAUCAAAUGGCAGCACUGCAUUGGGUUCAACAAAAUAUUAAUCGUUUUGGUGGUGAUCCAAAUUCUGUGACAUUAGCUGGACAUGGUAGUGGUGCGGCAUGCAUUCAUUUUCUCAUGACAUCACCAACAAUGGUACCAGGCCUAUUUCAUCGUGCCAUUUUAUUAUCCGGCUCGGCAUUUUCCUCAUGGGCACUAGUCGAAGACCCGGUUAUUUAUGCACUCAAAUUGGCUAAAGAGGUCAACUGUACAAUUCCCGAAGACUUAAUCAAAAACCAUGAACACAUUGUUGAUUGUUUACGUGAGAUUCCAUUGGAUGAAUUGUAUGCAACUGAUAUUCAGGCGCCGAGCUUUCUCACUGCAUUCGGUCCAUCGAUUGAUGGUGUUGUUAUUCGAAAUGGAAUGAACAAUCAAGAGCCUGACGAUAGUAUAACGAGAAAUUCAAAACGUUCACCCGAAUCGGGUAAUCGGUAUGAUUUAAUGUUUGGAAUUGUAACCGGCGAAGCCAUAUGGCGUUUCAGUGCGUCUGACAUACAAAACGGUUUCGAAGGUGAUCGUCGAGACAAAAUUCUUCGAACGUAUGUACGCAACGCAUAUACAUACCAUCUGAGUGAAAUUUUCUAUACGAUCGUAAAUGAAUAUACGGACUGGGAACGUACGUCACAGCAUCCAAUAAAUACACGUGAUGCAGCCGUUGCUGCAUUGUCGGAUGCUCAAUUUGUAGCGCCACUUGUUCGUACAGGUGAUAUGUUAGCACCGUCAGCCGUUCAACCGGGCCAAGAGAAAAUCGGACCAAAAUGCUUUUUCUAUGUAUUCGAUUAUCAAACAAAAGACGGUGAUUACCCGCAACGAAUGGGAGCCGUACAUGGUGAGGAUUUACCAUACGUAUUUGGAGCCCCGUUGGUUCAAGGUUUUUCACAUUUUCCAGAGAAUUAUACGAAGUCGGAAAUCAGUCUCUCUGAAGCAAUCAUGACCUAUUGGAGUAAUUUUCUCAGAACAGGUAAUCCGAAUGAACAUCAUCGGCAGGAUCCCGUUUUGCCAGCAUCAAAAGAGCGCAAUCGCUUUCGAAGUGUUGUUUGGGAUGAAUAUGAUUCGUUGCAUCAAAAAUAUUUGGAAAUCGGCAUGAAACCUCGUAUUAAAAAUCAUUUUCGCGCUCAUCAACUAUCAAUUUGGCUACGUUUAAUACCCGAACUACAUCGAGCCGGCAUGGAAGACGUUAUCACGAGGCAUAAUCUAUUUAAAAACCACGAUGACAUGGAUUUAUACGAUGGUCCAGUUAAAUUAGAUUCGUUGUCACGUUUAGCAUUUCUAGAAGAGACAUUCAAGCAACGACGGAAUAAUGGCACGAAUAACGAAUAUAGCCUAUUAAAUAUUAAUGGAAUGACAACGGUAGAACCAUCACUGCUCACCACUUGUAUUCCACUGGGCAAUUACAGUGCAUUAGCACCAACGAGCGUGACUAACGUUACAACGUCGGCCGACACUUUGGCCGGUUUCGAUUCAGCUGCCGGCUAUGCUGCAUACAGUACAGCAUUGAGUGUCACCAUUGCAAUUGGUUGCAGUCUUUUAAUCUUGAAUGUGUUAAUAUUUGCCGGUGUAUAUUAUCAACGGGAUAAAACGAGACUUGAGGUGAAAAGCUUACAAAAACAAUAUCAACAACGUAGUGGCAUUCUGCAUCAACAACCGCCAUUCGAUCCAAUCAAACAUGCUCAUUACCACAUGAAUCAUUCGCAAAGCGCCAAUGUAAUUGUUGACGUAGAAAAUCAUCAUCAUGACAAUAGCGGUGGCACACUAUUAUUGACAAGUAGUGACAUCAAGUCACCGCACAUCUGUUCGAAUGCCAUGCAAAUAUCGACGAGUGGUACAACAACCAACGCCACCGGUGAUAAUGUUUGUCAAACAAAAGUACCGUUAAGUGAAACCACAACAACAUCAUACAAUACAAAAAGCAACCAUCGUGGUCAAGGAGUUGGCGAGCACGUGGUUCAAACGAUUCCAAUCAAACAACAAUCGACACAACAACAACAAUUCAAUCGAAAUACUUCGACUUCAUACAAUAGCAUUGGUAUGAUGACCUUGCCGAAAGGAGGCUUAAAUAGUAGCCUCAUGCAACAGCAACAUCAUCAACAGCAACAGCAACAACAUUUAUCGUCUAUUAGCUAUGGUCCAAGAGACACUGCAACACUUCCACGAAACAUGAGUUCACAAACAAAUGUCAGCAGUAAUUUAGAGGCUAAACAAAGUAAAUUGUACCAUCCGGCCCAACAGCAUUUGCCAAAUGGUAAUGCCACGCUAAUCGACAGUGGAUGCAAUGCAUCAUCUAGUAAUUCAAAUAAAAUACCGCCCCGACCACCGAUUCGCUCGACAACAACCACUACAACCGUAUCAAUAGCAGGCACCGUACCAUGCUCGGUAUUGUCAACGCAACACGAUCAAAGCGCUCUGGUUUCAAUGUGCAGCCAACUAAAUAGUGCCACCAAUAAUUUGUCCAAUGAAUCGCCAAAUGUGAAAUUCGUACUUACACAAACAAAUGCUCAUCACAAGCAACAUCCACAACAACAACAACAACAACAGCAACAGCACCACCACCAAAAACAACCAAUACCUCAAGCUGCCAUGAAUGAAAUGCGAGUUUGAUAGCAUACAACUAACCAACGACCGCACGGAAAUAGCAUUUACGAAUUUAAUACGGCAUUCUGAUCAUCGUUGCGGCCUACACAACACGAAUAUGAAUUAGGACAAUUUACCGAACAAAUCGACAACAAAUAAACGGAGAAAAAAAGAGACAGAGAGAGACAGGAGGGGAGGGGGGUGAAAAAAGCAUACACGAAAAACCAAUUGAUUUAUGUAUUUUAUUAUUAUUUAAAAUAAAAGGCGAUUACGAAUCCAAAUAUGUUUCGGGAACGAACGAACGGAGAGCAUGAAAAUAUAUCAUUAACAAAUUUAAGUGACAAAAACACAAACACACACUGACAUACAUACUAACGAACAACUCAUAUAGAUACAUCUGCAUACCAAUGUAAUUAAUUCACGCUAUCUUUAAACAAAUAUUGAACAAAAUAGUCAAAUUUGAUAAACCCAACUAAAAAAACGAAACGAACAAAAUCAACUGAUAAAUAUCCAAAUAAAAUAAAAUAGAUUUUUAAAAAAAUACACAUAUAGACAGAAAAAUCCACACUAGUAAUAUGUAAUAAUAUUCGAAACUACAAAUACAUGUAUUAAUUGACACUAUUAUGACUUAUGACCAUUCGUAUUGUAUAAUUUACAUCCAAAAGCACCGUUUUAUUAUGAAAUGUUUUAACAAAUGUAAGAGAACGAAAAAAUGAGGCCCAGCAAAAUUCGUUAAUAAUAUGGUUAACCCCUCAUGGCUUAUCCUUUGCGAAACAUAGUAAAAUACAACAAUAAUCCAACAUUGUUGAAAUGAAAGCAUUUAUUAUAAAUUUAAUCAGAAUUUAUAACGGAGUGUAAAAUGUAGAAGAUCAGAGAGAGAGAGAGAGAGAGUAAAAAUUAAAAAAAACAGACGACGAUGAUUGUAAAAAAUGUAUGGUGUUGAUGUGGUUAAUUUUUAACGAUAGCGCAAAAACUAUACGAAAUUUAUACAUAUUAAAUAAUGAAACACAUGCAUAAUAUUGUUUGCAAACGUGCACCAAAUCCAAAAAUGGCCAAAAAUGACUGAAAUUGCUAUUUUUAAUGAUACACAGCAACUGAAAAUCGCCAUUUAAAAUGGAAAAUUUCCAAUAUAAAUUCAAUCUAUUUGUGUGCAUAUUUUUUGUUCGCUUUCACCCAGCAAAUCAAUCGAUGAACGGUCAAGAGUAAAUAUUCGAUCGUAUACAGAGUAGUUUUUUUUAUUAUUGUUGUUUAAUUUAACCGAAAAUAAUCUAUUAAAUCUAAUUAACCUGAUGAUUCAAUUUAAAUAUGAGUGUAUUCAUCCUUGGUACGAGAUUUUAUUCCUUUGAAUAGAAACUAAUUAAUUCAAUAAUCAACAGUUGCAUUUCAGUUAGACCUGUAUUUGUAUCGUAUUUCAUGAAAUUCAAUGAUUUUGUCCAAUUUUGCCUCCAUUUUUCUAUUGCAAUUAAAUUUGUUUUCGAUUUGGUAUUUGUACAUUUGCAUGCAUGCAUAAAUUAACA
This is a messenger RNA of Contarinia nasturtii (swede midge), 4819 nucleotides long. RefSeq names its product neuroligin-4, Y-linked. Gene Ontology annotation, cellular component: synapse; cell surface; postsynaptic membrane. Gene Ontology annotation, biological process: chemical synaptic transmission; modulation of chemical synaptic transmission; neuron cell-cell adhesion. The coding region runs from base 15 to 3329 and encodes 1104 amino acids. The record is from RefSeq and is a predicted model, not a curated record. Lineage: Eukaryota; Metazoa; Arthropoda; Insecta; Diptera; Cecidomyiidae. Gene Ontology annotation, molecular function: signaling receptor activity; neurexin family protein binding. The transcript has 14 exons.